Malus domestica (apple) is the source of this 1068-nucleotide messenger RNA. RefSeq names its product FCS-Like Zinc finger 13-like. NCBI's taxonomy places the organism in Eukaryota, Viridiplantae, Streptophyta, Magnoliopsida, Rosales, Rosaceae. The record is from RefSeq and is a predicted model, not a curated record.
UAUUGGUGAACCUGAAAAGCUUAAAAGCAUUCCAAAUACACUCAAACACUUCCAUUUCAAUCUUCUUAAAUUGGGAGGGAGCCUAAACAUAAAAUUUGUACACAAAAGUUAUGUUGAAGUUUGGCAAGAGACCUCUCCCGAUGGUCGGAAGGAUAUCGGAACUCCUAGUUUCCGGCAGCAGUGCCGGGUUUUCUGACACGGGCACAAGCCCUAGAGGUCCACUGGACCUCAAGAUACAACCUACUUCAAGUCCUAGAGGCGUAAAGAGCUAUGACGUUGGUGGUGUUGGGUUGGGAAUAGUAGCUGCCCUGGAAAAAUCAACCCAUAACGGACGUGAAAUAUUGGCAAAAUACGCUGUGUUCUGUCCGAACACGAACCGGUCCGACCCGAUUCCGGUGAAUUCGGGUCAAAACUGUGAUGGGUUUUCAUCAGGAGGUGUCCAAGAAUUUGAGGAAGAUAGUUCAGAGAAUUAUACUUACGUGACUCUACGUGGACAAAAAAAGUCAUGCACAAAGGUGUACUACGACGGUGAUGACUGCGCAGGAAGUGCCAGGCACCGCCGUGCCAGUUGCGGUGGUUUGACUAUAUGUGCUGAUGAUCUUGAAAGUUCGGUUUUUCCUACAUCGGAUUUCCUCAGUUGCUGCCAUUUGUGCAAGAAAAACCUCCAUGGCAAGGACAUAUACAUGUACAGAGGAGAAAAAGCAUUUUGUAGCACAGAAUGUCGGUCAACCCAGAUAGUUGCCGACGAGAGGAAAGAGCAGUGCAGAUUAGACGCUUCGAGAUCUCCGGAUGUUUCGAGCUCGUCUUAUUCCAAAGAUGAGAUCUUCUCUACUGGGAUUCUUGUGAUUUAAGGCAAAAAAUUACAUAGACGGCCAUACACUAUACAUUUAUAUAUAAUAUAUGAGGAUAUUAGUUUGUUUGUUUUUCCAAUUAACAAGAAAAAAGAAAGAGGAAAAGAGAAGGAAAAUUUUGGAUAAAUCGUAUCAAUCAAGCUUGUAUUUUGAUCAAUUUGAAUAAUAAAGAAUAAGUGUACACCUUGAUUUCAAUAAUACUUGGAUGGAUGGAUGA